CAAUCCGCCGUUAAGACGUACACGCGCCUGUCGGAGAAGUGGGCCUGUCGGAUGCAAACUUGAGACCCUCAAACCAUAAUACUUCUACCUCAAUUUUCUACUUAAUUAGGCCUCAUGCCCGGGAAUCUCCGCCCACCUCCUUAAACAACUCAGGGUCAUACGUGAAACACGUCGGACGUAGCACGACCGGCUCUGAACCGCAGCCAUGGCGCACCCGCCUACCACAGACCCCGCAAACACCACAGACAUGCCCAUCUCCACCAGCACCACUGGUACGCCUGCCGCCAUGAACAACCCCAACCCUGAAACCGAAACAACCGAUCCCGAAACCGAUUUCCUCCUCCAGAGCUAUAUCCGCCUCCGCCACGCCAUCAGCACCAAGACCCACCGCGGGGGGGACGACGACGACGACGACGACGGCCAGCACCAGCACCGCCACCACCACCACCGCCACCAGCAGCCUUCCGAUCGUCGCCCCGUCCUCCCGACGCGCGAGGCCCUCGCCGCGGCGCUGUCGUCGCUGCCGACGCGGGGGUCGCCGUCCUACCUGGAGGGGAGGGGCGCGGCGCAGACGCACGCGCACCUGCUGGCCGCGCUGCUGCCCGCGCUCAACGCGCAGGCGCUCUCCCCGCGCUACUACGGCUUCGUCACCGGCGGCGUGCUGCCCGUCGCCGAGGCCGCCGACAACCUGGUCACGGCGCUCGACCAGAACGUGCAGGUGCACUUUCCCCUCCCUCCCGGUCCCGGUUCCGGUGCCCCCGAGAAGGAGGAGGAGGAGGAGGAGGAGGAGGAGGAGGAGGGCCCCGGGUGGACGCACUCGGCCAGCACGGCAGUCGAGGAUGCGGCGCUGCGGAUGCUGAUCGACCUUCUGCAUCUCGACGGCGAGGAGGACGACGAGGGGAAGGGAGCGAGAACCGACCCCAGGUGGCCCGGGCGGACGUUCACGACGGGCGCGACGGCGAGCAACGUCCUGGGCCUGGCGUGCGGGCGCGAGGCGGUGGUGAACGCGCGGGCGGCUCGGGCGGGCGGGAAGAAGACGGUCGCCGGGGACGGGCUGCUGGCGGCGUGCCUGGCGGGCGGCGUGAGAGAGGUGCAGGUGCUGACGAGCAUGGGCCACUCGUCGCUCGCCAAGGCGGCCAGCCUGGUCGGGCUGGGCCACGGCAGCAUCAAGGACGUCGGCGUGCCGGGCGAGCCGUGGAGGCUGGACCUGGACGCCGUCGAGAGGGAGCUCGAGAGGGAAGACGAGGGUGUAUUGAGCAUCGUGGUGGUGAGCGCGGGGGAGGUGAACACGGGGAGGUUCGCCACCAACGUUCUGGAUAUGCCCAAGCUGAGAAGCCUGGCGGACCGGUACGGGGCUUGGAUCCACGUUGAUGGGGCGUUUGGUCUCUUCGCCCGUGCGUUGCCCAAAACAGACGAGUUCCUGGGACUGCACGCGAACGUUGCCGGGUUGGAGUUGGCGGACAGCAUCGCAGCGGACGGACACAAGCUCUUGAACGUGCCCUACGAUAACGGCAUCUUCCUCUGCCAGCACGCCUCCGUCCUCACGCAGGUCUGCAGCAACCCCAACGCCGCGUACCUCGCAUCAUCUCCCGGCGAUCCCAACGCCAUUCUGAGCCCGCUCGACAUCGGCAUCGAGAACUCCCGCCGCUUCCGCGCCCUGCCGGUGUAUGCCGUCCUCUUGAGCGAGGGCAGGGAAGGAAUCGCCGCCAUGCUGAGCCGAAUGGUCCUCCUCGCGCGGGAGAUCGCUGCCUUUGUGCGGGACUCGGACCACUACGAGUGGCUCCCCACCGAGGAGGCGUCGUUGGAGAGCACGUACAUUAUCGUGCUGUUCCGGGCCAAGGACCCCGAGCUGAACGAGGUGCUGGUCGAUCGCAUCAACGCGUCGGGCAGAAUGUUUGUCAGCGGGACCAAGUGGGAGGGGAAGAAAGCGGUCCGCAUUGCUGUCGCGAGCUGGCGCGUCGACGUUGAGAGGGAUGCGGCGGUUGUCAAGGAGGUAUUGACCGCUAUUGCCGUCGGCCGAAAGUGUUAAACGGUAGCUUGUCCAGUCCUGGUCGCGAACACACAGGGCAAGAGAGAAUAGUAGCCGAGCAUAUCUUUUUUUUUGUCUCUUUCCGUCCUUUGCUGCUGCUGCGACACCGCGGCGAAUUUUUCGUCGUCCUC
Molecule: messenger RNA, 2160 nt
Organism: Thermothelomyces thermophilus ATCC 42464
Lineage: Eukaryota; Fungi; Ascomycota; Sordariomycetes; Sordariales; Chaetomiaceae
Exons: 3
Coding region: 206-2029 (607 amino acids)
Biological process (GO): carboxylic acid metabolic process
Molecular function (GO): carbon-carbon lyase activity; pyridoxal phosphate binding
Source: RefSeq, a predicted model, not a curated record